This is a messenger RNA of Zophobas morio, 1695 nucleotides long. RefSeq lists its product as uncharacterized. Bases 356 to 1615 code for a protein of 419 amino acids. The transcript has 2 exons. NCBI's taxonomy places the organism in Eukaryota, Metazoa, Arthropoda, Insecta, Coleoptera, Tenebrionidae. The record is from RefSeq and is a predicted model, not a curated record.
UCAUUGUAAAUAUUUUGGAUUAAGGGAUAUGUGAUAUAGAUUUAAUUGAAUACAUCUGUGUGUAGUGCGUGUUGUAUAUAUAACCAAAGCUCCCCUCCAUUAUUGAUUGUCAGAUGUGUACGUUCUAUCCUAUCCUCUAUCCUUCAUCCACGUAAUAACAACAUGUAAUCUGUGCUACAACCCACUUAAGUUAGAGAUGGAUCUAAUCAGUAAAUAUUUUAAGUAACUUUGAAUGUACAUACUUGAAAUUUAUAUCAUACGUGGCUUUAAGCAUAAUGGUGUAAUUAUUUAAACGAGUGAUAGCCCCACUUGGUAAACAUUCACAGUUUUAAAUCAAGUGGUGCAUAACUAAGAGAUGGAGAUUCCUGAUAUUGUAAACUUUGAAGAGGUCAUCAGAGAUGUCAUUCCAAGCGGGAAAAAAUUCGUUCGUUGUGAAAAAGCAUUCCUGACUGCCCCUGGAGAAAAUUACGCCAGCUUAAUGCUGGGUCUUACUACUGUGAUCCAGGAUAAAGGAAAUGGAGACUCUAAAGAGGAAAUGAUUCAUAGUGUGGCUAAACUUCUUGCGCCCUGUGAAUUCAUGAGGCAGUUCAUGAAUAUUCCAUACACAGUCCGUAAUGAGUUAGCGUUUUACCAAACAAUCGUCCCCACACUGAGAAAUUUCCAAAAGGAACAAGGUUCUUCCAAGUCGCUCCAGUUCUUACCUGAUUUCCACGGAGGCAGACUGGGUUUAGACAAAUCUAAAAACACCCUUGAUGAGCACGCAAUUCUCAUCUUAGAAAACCUGAAAGUACCGGGCUAUGUUCUCAUGGACAACGAGCUGGGUCUUGACCUUGAAACCACUAAACUAAUUUUAUCAAAAAUGGCCGAACUCCACGGUGCUUUUAUCGCACUGAGAGAAACCAAAAAAGACGUGUUUGAAAAAAAGUUGCUACCGUAUUUUGACGAAUUCGAAAUUUUCCAGAUGGCUAAAAACGACGGGUUUAUGACGUGUGACGUCGUCGUUAAUGCCAUUACCGACAUCAUACGGGAGGACAAACAAUGUUCCCCCUAUAUGGAUAGAAUUCAAAAAAUAAUCAAAAGCUGCGUAACCAAUUUGCAUCUACCAAAGAACUCGGCCAAGUUUCGCCAACACGUUUUCGCGAGUCUUAUCCACGACGAUUUAUGGGUUAACAACAUCAUGGUGAAAACCCACUUGAAUAAAGUUGUUGAUGUGAAACUAGUGGAUUGGCAGCUGUAUGAAUAUGGUUCUGUGGUUGAAGAUAUUUUAUUUUUCGUGUGUUCAAGUGCUCAACAUGAUGUUUUGAAAGACCGUUUUGAUGAUCUGUUCAAGUUUUAUCACGAGAACUUGAUUGAUAAUUUGAUAGAGUUGAAAUGUGAUGUUGAGAAAUUCUCGUUUGAUGAAUUCCAAAAAGAAAUGAAGACUGUGGCGAGCGAGACGGCUUUCUUCUAUAUGAUGAUGGCUCUACCGUCGAUUUUUCCUACCGGUGAUAAUGUGUUGGAAGUUCAUGAGAUAAACAGGGAGGGGAUGCUGCGUCAAGUCACACAAGCUUCUGAUAUUGGCAAAAGAAGAAUCGGGUUAAUCACCUACAAGUUUAUUGAGAAAGGGUGGAUUUAACAGACAAGUAUUAUAAUGUGCAAGUGUAGGCAGUAUUUUUUCUACAACUACGAUAAUAAAAAAAUUAUAUUGUUUAUAAA